AUGCCGCUCGUCGUCGCCGCCGCUGCCUCGGCGGUCGCGCCGCCUCCAUCCCGACGAUUGGCUCCGCUCACCUCCAUCCGCACCCCCAGGACUAGAUCCCUAGCCCUAACUGUCGCCCGCUGCUCUCCCUCCCCUUCGGUCCCGGCAGCUGCGGAGGCGCCUGCGCCGCCGCAGGAGGCGAAGCCGAAGCCGCGGCGGUACCCGAAGCAGUACCCCGGCGAGGCGGUGGGCGUCGCCGAGGAGAUGCGGUUCGUCGCCAUGCGGCUCCGCAACCCCAAGCGCACCACCAUCAAGGACGAGCCGGGGGCGGAGGACGCGGACGCGGGGGCGGGGACGGAGGCCUCGGAUGCGUCGGACGACGACGACGACGAUGGCGGCGUGAAGGAGGAGCACGAGAAGGAGGAGGAGGGCGAACUCCAGGAAGGGGAGUGGAUGCCGAGCAUGGAGGGGUUCGUGCGGUACCUGGUGGACAGCAAGCUUGUCUUCGACACCAUCGAGCGGGUCGUCGCCGAGUCCACCGAUGUCGCCUAUGUUUACUUCAGGAAAAGUGGUUUGGAGCGUUCAGCCUGCAUUUCAAAAGAUUUGGAGUGGUUCAAAGAACAAGGGAUUGCAAUUCCAGAGCCGAGUACUGUAGGAUCAACUUAUGCAACUUAUCUGACUGAACUGGCUGAGAGCAAUGCCCCUGCAUUCCUCUCACAUUAUUACAAUAUAUAUUUUGCACAUAUAACUGGAGGUGUGGCAAUAGGCAACAAGAUCAGCAAGAAAAUUCUGGAAGGAAGGGAGCUGGAGUUCUACAAAUGGGACACUGAUGCUGAGCUUCUGCUGAAAGAUGCUAGGGAUAAGCUUAAUGAACUUAGCAAGCACUGGACUCGGAAGGAUAGAAACUUGUGCUUGAAAGAAGCUGCUAAAUGCUUCCAGUACCUGGGAAAGAUGGUCCGGUUAAUCAUCUCAUGAGCCAUUAUGUCUGGUGGAUAAGCCUACUUAGUCUAAUCUCACUGCAUGCAUUAGCGGGUGUACUCUAGAAGUCAGGAAAAGCUAGAGAUCUUAGUAUCAGCGGAGGCUUAGCGCACUUACUUUUGAGAAGGAUAACAUGUCAGAAGUCUGAAGGAUCCUUCGGCGCUAGAUAUGGAAGCUGGUCAGUGAGCACUAUAUGAUGGACGUCCAAAAUCCAAAUGGCAGGCCACCCUGGUUUCUUUUUCGGCGUGCAUGGUAGGGUUGCUCGUUUGACCAGUGAGACGUCCUUCCUACCGCACCUAAGGUUUGUGCAAAGUUGAAAAGGAUUUUCCGUUGUGCGUCGUCAGGGUUGCCUGGGGCCUGGGCAGGCAGUAUGCUGGAUCAUGCCAUCCACGCAGUGAUCGAGCAACGGACUGCCAUGCAUGUUAGUUCUUGGGGGCUGUCGAAGCUUUGUCUCAGCUCCCCGGAUGUUGCGCCUGGAUUACCGUAGCUUCUUAAACUGCUAACAACGAUUCAUCAGUGUGGGAUGUAUAGCUAGCUGUAAACGACAUCCUUGUGUGUCAGCUGUCAAAAUGAGGACUGGAGGAUUUCUCGUUGAGAUAUGCGCAUUUUGAUAUGCCAACGUUCAAAACGA
Molecule: messenger RNA, 1588 nt
Organism: Panicum hallii
Lineage: Eukaryota; Viridiplantae; Streptophyta; Magnoliopsida; Poales; Poaceae
Product: probable inactive heme oxygenase 2, chloroplastic
Exons: 4
Coding region: 1-954 (317 amino acids)
Biological process (GO): phytochromobilin biosynthetic process; heme oxidation
Molecular function (GO): heme oxygenase (decyclizing) activity
Source: RefSeq, a predicted model, not a curated record